AUGGAUGUUUCUGCAGCUCACGCUGUUUCUCUCACUGAAGGGGAUUUGUACACCGUUGACGAUUCGUGUCGUCUGGCUGGUACUUUACGCAUCUACAUCAAUCUGAUUAAACCAGUCAAGAUGUCAUUAAGACAGACCAUGGAAAUGCUCCCGGUUCCGCCCCCAACCAACCCCACCCCGACCGGGGAGAAUGCACCACUCGGCCCGGACGCCGCCGGCAAACCGAAUUCCGAGGACGUUCAGCCGGACAUUCCCGCACCGGCUCGCCUGGUCUCGUUUUUCCUGCCCCGUGGCACCUCCAAAGUGGUCUACAUUACCAGGUACUAUUAA
Molecule: messenger RNA, 330 nt
Organism: Echinostoma caproni
Lineage: Eukaryota; Metazoa; Platyhelminthes; Trematoda; Plagiorchiida; Echinostomatidae
Source: the annotation of a GenBank genome assembly